CGUUACACAUCAAAAGCGAGGGUAGGCUCAAAUAUUGGCAUUCUCUCGCCCUCUCUCCUGCAGGACUCUCUCUCUCCUCUCUUCUGGGUGAUCAUGGCUUCCAGGUUUGCUGUCAGUGAUGCUGACAUUGAUCUUGAGAUACGGGAGGAGGAGAUAAACGAAGAUGUUGUUGGUGGUGAUGCUUCAUCAGGUGCUCUCGUACCAGAGAUAAAGAUCGACUCUGUAGACGACUCUCCCUCUCAGAAAAAAACUCCAGAGAGGAACAUUGAAGCAAAUGAGCUCACUGUUACCAGUGAAAGGAACCUGGCACUCUAUGAGGAGGAUCUAAGGAGACGCCCACGUAUCGCCAAGAUGCUGUCCACUAUAGUCCAGUAUGACUCUGGAGUUGUGCCUAACCCGAAAAAAGGGAAGAAAAACAAGAAAAAAUCUGCCAAGAUGGGUACCAUUAUGGGUGUGUACCUCCCCACCCUACAGAAUAUCCUUGGAGUGAUCCUGUUCCUCCGCUUGACAUGGAUAGUCGGUACAGCUGGUGUUGGUCAGGCCUUCCUCCUCGUCCUCUUGUGCUGCUUGUGUACAUUUUUGACUACCAUCUCACUCAGUGCUAUUGCUACCAAUGGAGUAGUUCCUGCCGGUGGCUCUUACUUUAUGAUAUCUCGUAAUCUUGGCCCUGAAUUCGGAGGAGCUGUUGGUAUCCUCUUCUAUCUUGCCAACACAUUUGGUACUUCACUCUAUACACUAGGAGCCAUUGAAAUAUUUAUAACUUAUAUUGCUCCUGAUGUUUCAUUGUUUGGUGAUGUACAGGGUCAUCCUGACAGGCUUUACAAUAACAUGAGAGUGUAUGGUACCAUACUACUACUCUUAAUGAGUGUAAUUGUAUUUGUUGGAGUUAAACUAGUCAAUUAUUUUGCUACGUUUUGUCUUGUUUGUGUCAUAAUUGCUGUGGUAUCUAUUUAUGCUGGUUGCUUUGACCCAAGAGCGAGAGCUGAAGUGUGUACUAUCAAUGGAACCGUCCUUGAGAUGCGGUUUGAUUGUGACUCCCUCUCUAAUGCCAGCACAAGAACUGACGUCUGUCAUCCUGACAAUCCUCAGAUACAGGCUCUCUUCAACGGCUCCUAUUAUCUAGAUGAGGACUGGAUUGAGUUUCACAGCCCAACCUGUCUGAAUGGUAUACCAGGAAUCACUGCUAGUAGACUCAUUGUUGAGAAUACAAAGUCAAUGUACCUGAGGAAAGGAGAGGCUAGACCUGGUGUUGAGGCUGCUGGUAAUCAGGUAGCAGCUGCCAUAUCCUCGUCAUUCCUUGUACUUAUUGGAAUAUUCUUCCCAUCUGUGACUGGUAUUAUGGCUGGUUCCAACAGAUCUGGUGACCUCAAAGAUGCUCAGAAGUCAAUACCAAUAGGAACCAUUGCUGCACAACUGACAACCACUGUCUUGUAUUUGAGUUGUGUCUUAUUCUUUGGCUCAACUAUUGAAGGAUUCCUGUUAAGAGACCAGUUUGGAGACAGUACAGGUGGUCUUACUGUAUCACUAUUGGCUUUUCCCACUAAGUGGGUUAUUCUAAUUGGCUCCCUCCUCUCCACCAUUGGGGCUGGACUACAAACAUUAACAGGUGCCCCGAGGUUACUCCAGGCCAUUGCUAAAGAUGACCUCAUUCCUUUUUUAAGAUAUUUCAAGAAAGUGUUGCCAUGGAACGGCGAGCCAACCUUUGCCCUGAUACUGACGGCAAUACUGGCCGAGGCCGGGGUACUCAUUGCCAGUCUUGAUCUUGUAGCUCCUAUACUAUCAAUGUUCUUCUUGAUGUGUUAUAUGUUUGUUAAUUUUGCUUGCACUCUUCAAUCCUUGUUGAGGGCCCCUAACUGGAGACCAAGAUUCCGUUUCUAUCACUGGAGUACAUCAUUGCUUGGUGCUUUACUCUGCUUAGCUAUAAUGUUCAUGACCUCCUGGUAUUAUGCACUAGUUGCUAUUGUCCUUGCUCUGGGCAUUUAUAAAUACAUUGAAUUUAGAGGUGCUGAGAAGGAGUGGGGUGAUGGUAUGAGAGGGUUGAGCCUUCAAGCUGCCCGCUAUAGUCUCCUUCAUCUCGAGGAGAAUCCUCCUCACACUAAGAACUGGCGUCCUCAGCUUCUCAUUUUGAUACGUCUUGACGAGAACCUCAUCCCCUCGCAUCCUAAGAUGCUCUCACUUGCCAGUCAACUCAAAGCAGGCAAGGGAUUGACAAUGGUGGCUGCAGCACUAGAGGGUAACUUCACUGAGAAAAUGGCUGAAUGUAUUGCAGCUAGACAAACGUUGAAAAGAUUUGCUGAUGAUAAUAACAUUGAAGGAUUUACAAAAGUCAUUGCUGCAUCAACUGGAGCAGAAGGAAUGUCACACUUUAUUCAAGCUGCAGGGUUGGGUGGAAUGACGCACAAUACUAUCAUGAUCGGUUGGCCUGGUCGAUGGAGGAAGACAUAUUCCUGGAAUCCAUUUAUCAAUGCCAUCAAAAUUGCUUACAUGAAAGAACUGGCUAUUCUCGUACCAAAAGGAAUCAAUUGGUUCCCGAGCAAUGUUGAUAGAAUGAAGAAGACCAUUGAUGUCUGGUGGAUUGUCCAUGAUGGCGGUUUGCUGAUGCUCCUCCCAUUCUUAUUGCGUAAACACAAAGUCUGGAAACAUUGUCAGCUCCGAAUAUUCACAGUUGCCCAGCUGGAGGACAACAGCAUUCAAAUGAAGAGAGACCUGGCUGUGUUCCUUUAUCAGUUGAGGAUCGAAGCUGAAGUAGAUGUAAUAGAAAUGCCUAAUACUGAUAUAUCAGCUUAUACUUAUGAGAGGACAUUAGUAAUGGAGCAGAGGAAUGAGCUAUUGAAGAAGAUGAGAUUAACUAGAAAAGAGAGUAGGAAAGAGAUCCAAUCUGUCAUUUCGAAAUCUUUCACAAGAGGCACGUCAGUAAUAAAAGGAUCGCCAGACAGUACUAAACCAAUGACUAAAGCUGAAGAGGCACACACUGAAGAAGUUAAAGCAGCUGCUACCACUCCCGCCAAAACUCUGAAAUUCGGUCACGCCCACGAUAGCUCAAGCGAUAGUGAUGACAUUACUGUACAAACACCACUCCUGGCUGUUCCUUCAGGUUUAGCUCCUCCCACUUCUGGGACCACGCCUCUAAAGCCCCGCCUGGCUGAAGCAACAAACAUCAAGGAAUUUGAUAAGCUCUUUGAUGACGGGAAAGAAAAUGAAGAAAAGGAUAAGGAAGGACUCUAUAAGGACAUUCAACAGGAGAAUCUAUUGCGCAUGAACACGUCAGUGAAAUUAAACGAGUUGAUAGUUGAGAAGAGUCACGACGCUUCGCUUGUUAUUGUCAAUCUACCUACGCCUCCUAGUGACCCUGGAAAAGAAGAAAACUAUAUGGAGUUCCUUGAUGUGCUAACUGAAGGGCUGGAUAGGGUAUUGAUGGUUAGAGGAGGAGGACUUGAAGUUGUCACCAUUUAUUCUUAAGAAUAUAUCAUCUUUAUUCCACCAUUAAUGAUAACGAUAGUCGCUAUAACUUUUAUUAAAUAAUUUAUUCUGCCAUUCAUGCACUCACAAUCUCAUUAUCAUUAGCUAUUGCUCUUGUAAUGUAUUAGUUAACAUUCUUAAUCAUUAUUAUUGAAAAUAGUUGAACUUUUUAAUCAUGUA
Messenger RNA from Amphimedon queenslandica, 3639 nucleotides. RefSeq names its product solute carrier family 12 member 6-like. Bases 94 to 3459 code for a protein of 1121 amino acids. Lineage: Eukaryota; Metazoa; Porifera; Demospongiae; Haplosclerida; Niphatidae. Gene Ontology annotation, cellular component: plasma membrane. The record is from RefSeq and is a predicted model, not a curated record. The transcript has 27 exons. Gene Ontology annotation, biological process: chloride ion homeostasis; potassium ion import across plasma membrane; cell volume homeostasis. Gene Ontology annotation, molecular function: potassium:chloride symporter activity.